AUGUCUUGUGGAAAGCGACCCAUAGUUAAAAAAUGGGAUAAACCAAAAGAACUUCGAGUUAUAAAGCCAUCUCGAUAUGAACAAAACGAACUAUCCGUUAAACAACAUUGGAAAAAUGUUAUACGCGCUUUAGAAUUGUCGUAUAAGGAUGAAAGGUUUUGGGACUCACAAGGCGAUAUGGUUCGUGAACUUGUCGGCUCAAAGAUGUAUAGCAGGAUUGUCAAAAUAUUUGACUUACCCCAUAAGGAAAAGCCAUACGAACCUCAUUCGGAUAUAACCCUUGAGCCUUCUGAGACAUAUUAUCAAAUUAAUACUACUACUGAGGCAAUGCGACGCUCGUUUUCAAUGAGUGAUUUCGACCCGUCCAUGUAUGUGGAUAUUGAAGAAGAAAAUGAUGAAGAAUUGAUCGAAAAAGAGUCAGAAAUCUGGACUAUAUCGACAUCAACUACGGAACUAAAAAAAAUAUCCCGGUCUAAGUCUAUACUCAGAACGAAGUCACUGAGUAUGUCAAAGUCCGUAUCUAAUAAAAUGCUUUCGAAAUUUUUCUCCAAGAAAUCUUUAUCAAGGCAGUCUAAAACACUGAAGUCUAGUCCUUCUAGUAUAGGUGAACUCGCCACAACAUUAGAUGACUUAGAAGUUCAAAUGAGUAAAAAACCAAAGAAAAACAAGAAAAGUCUUUCGAAAAAUCCGCAUUUUGAAAUGCUUUAUUGCAAUAAAUCAGAGACUGAUAUGAUAAAGUGGAAAUCUAACUACAAGAAAAAGAAUUUUGAAGUUUCUGCAUCAGAUGAGUUUAGCAAGAAAGCAGAACUUUUGACAAAAAAAAUUGCCAAAGAAUUUUAUGACUGGUGGGUCGGCUUGGGCAAUGUUGAAUUCAAAAGUGAAAUCAAACGACCUGAAGAUAUCGAAGACUUAUUUCAAGUUUGGUUCGAUGAGCACGCAUCACGUGGCUUAGUACUUCAUCAUAAAAUACUACCUUGCGUAUUGAAAACUAUCGCUGACUUCGUUGGAGUGAAAAAGGCAGCCUGUCCGAAAGCCCUCAAACGGCAGAUCAGAUACGACGUUCACGCAGAGACUAGCCCAGCUCAUACCAUGGCUUUCGGAACAUGCCUUCCGCAGCACAUGAAACACAUACCUCCUAAAAAUAACACGAAGGAGAUGUGGCAUGGAGUCAAAAUACCCGAAGAUCUUCGCUCUAUGGCCUGCGUGUGGGAUAAUAUACAACAUUUAACAUCAACAAAGUCGUUUCACAAAUGGUUAAAAAAUAGACCUUAUUUGGAAAUGCCUGAUUUUUUAAAAUCCCUUGAAGCACCAGGUGAGAAAAAACAACCUUUUGUUGUACCCUCAGAUUAUAUCGUGAAAGUGAAAGCAUCAACAUCUUCCACGCAAGACUUAGCGUUACCCGUUUCGGAAUUCUCUCUUGAACUUAAAGAAGUGCUCAGUAAACUUCUGAACGAAUAA
Molecule: messenger RNA, 1458 nt
Organism: Melitaea cinxia (Glanville fritillary)
Lineage: Eukaryota; Metazoa; Arthropoda; Insecta; Lepidoptera; Nymphalidae
Exons: 8
Coding region: 1-1458 (485 amino acids)
Source: RefSeq, a predicted model, not a curated record